Molecule: messenger RNA, 389 nt
Organism: Triticum urartu
Lineage: Eukaryota; Viridiplantae; Streptophyta; Magnoliopsida; Poales; Poaceae
Source: RefSeq, a predicted model, not a curated record
CAUGGAAUAGAACAGUCACCAGGGUCCUCGGUGAUGGAAGCUAUCCAACCAUGUCUAACAGCAGUUGUCAGAAAAGAAUUGCUGAAACAUCAGGAUCAAGAUGUUAAAGUUCUCUUGGCAACCUGCUUCUGUGAAAUUACAAGAAUAACUGCACCUGAAGCUCCAUAUAGUGAUGAUGUUUUAAGGACCAUAUUUCGUCUGAUUGUUGGUACAUUUGGUGGACUCGCUGAUGUUAAUAGCCAUUACUUUAGCAGGAGAGUUGCUAUCUUGGAAACAGUUGCAAGAUACCGGGCAUAUGUUGUGAUGUUGGACCUUGAAUGCAAUGAUCUCAUCACAGACAUGUUCCGAACUUUUUUAGAAAUCGUCAGGUAAUUCUGCCAUGCCAUCUA